Messenger RNA from Asterias rubens (European starfish), 2381 nucleotides. RefSeq lists its product as uncharacterized. The record is from RefSeq and is a predicted model, not a curated record. Bases 2 to 1951 code for a protein of 649 amino acids. Gene Ontology annotation, molecular function: protein binding. The transcript is spliced from 4 exons. NCBI's taxonomy places the organism in Eukaryota, Metazoa, Echinodermata, Asteroidea, Forcipulatida, Asteriidae.
GAUGUUUCCCACUUCAGUGUACAUGCAGUCAGAGUGUGGGCACACUGUGACGUCACACGGUGACAUUAUCUACUCCCAGGCAUCACUUUACUACCAGCCUAGAGCCAACUGCACAUUGACACUGCUAGCUCCACACCCAGGACAGAAAAUCCGUCUACAGUUUGUGGACAUUGACAUAAAAUCAGACGAAUCGUGCCAGUCCAACCAUCUUACAGUCGGCGAUGGAGAAUCGGUUUCUCAAGUAUUCUGCGGCCAGCAACCUCCAGUGGAUGUAAUCUCAUCAGGGGAGUGGCUUCAACUCAAUUUCAAAUCUGAUGGUGUGCAGAGUAGAAGUGGGAGGGGCUUUCAGAUGGUCUUCACUUUGAUAUACCAAGACUUGAGAUGUGCGGGCCACCACCUGUUUCACUGUGGCAACGGUGACUGUAUUUCUUCAACUCUGAGAUGCGACACUGUGGAUCACUGUGGGGAUGGGUCAGACGAAGCUCAACAUGGAACUUGUGAAGAUGACGAAUCAACUCCGACUGCCACUCCUGAACUCACGCUCACCACGAUACUCUUUGGCUCUAUCGCUCUUCUGAUUACCGCCUGCUUCUUCGUGGGGAUAAUCUCACAGUGCUUCAUUCACAUAAACAACAUAUGUAAGAAAUGUCGCAGGCCUGAAACUUUCCAGAGGGGGGAUGCUGCAUGGACAGAAUGCCAACCACGUGAAUCAAUGGCGAGACUUUUGGAUAUAACACAGCUGGAGGUUAACGAGCACGACGAGAAAAACGUGGAUGCGAAUUUGAACAGGAUGGAGAAGGAGACGUCUCAAAAGCCGUUAGAGAACGAAAAAAAUGGACAGACUUUUGGAAGAUUCACCAUUCACAAAGUUCAGCACACCGAAGAUGCAGAUAAAUGUAACCAUGUAAACAACAGAGGGGAUGCAGAGCCUUCUAAAGAUGGUGGAAUGACAGAUGAAACUCCAAGAAAUAUGAGCAUCGGACGAUUUAACGUACAGCGAGUAGACAAUGCUGGCAUAGACGUAGUUCCAGUCUCGAUGAUCAACCUGACCGACUCGAUGAAGAGAAUACCCAGACGGAAAGUUGGUUUUGUUCUCAAACCCGGAGUGGCUGAGAUCACUCGACGCGAAUCGAAAGUCAAAUUUGUCUUCCACAGCGACCCUGUGCCACCCAGUCCGAGUUCGUCUACGUCCUCAAAACGCUCGAUCCUAAAGAAGAACCCAAAGUAUCCUGACUAUCAAAACUACGAAUCCAAGCUCAACAGCAGCUAUUUUGGAAGCACGGACGACUCAUCUGAUGAGGAUGUCUUUAUCAGUGAUUACAGUGAUGAAAGUAUAGAUGAACGACUGAGAGAUGUUGAGGAGUUUCUAGACACCCCAAGACGCCAGGACAGCGAUCUCACCACGCAGGACCAAGUCCUUAAUGUUGAGGAGUUCCUAGACACCCCAAGACGCCACUACAGCGGUCUCAAAGACACCACGGAGGACCAAGUUCUUAAUGUUGAGGAGGUCCUAGACGCCCCAAGAAGCCACGGAAGCGAUCUCAAAGACACUAUGGAGAACCAAGUUCCUCAUGUUGAGGAGGUCCUAGACACCCCCGGAAGCCACAGAAGCGAUCUCAAAGACACCACGGGGAACCAAUUUCCUAAUGUUGACGAGGUACUACACACCCCAAGAAGCCACGGAAGCGAUCUCAAAGACACCAUGGAGAACCAAUUUCCUGUGAACACAGAUAUUACGAUACAUGAUAACCCACUCACACCCGAGGUUGAAAUCAGAUGCUUGCUUCAGUCACAAGGGACGAAUUCGAACGAUAUCUACAACUCUAAUAUUCAGAUGAAACUCUUGCACGAGAAGAGUAGCCUUGACGUUGCACCUUAUGGGUUUACAGUGAAGAAACAAAACAAUGGGGCAGGUAAACAUGGCCCAGAAGUGAACCAUAUCCAACUUUGAAAUAUGUAAAUAUAAAUACAUGAAAACUCACUUAACAGUGGUGCAAUAAACUGCAUUUCCUGCAAGUAUUUGUAUGUUGGACUCUGUAAGUUUCCUUUACUUUUUGAGGCAAAGUAAAGGGAAACUGAAUUUUCCCCAAAAAUUUGAGUAUCACUGGCAUUGCGCGGUCUACAGCCAAUCAAUCUUUAAGGAUCUCUCUAAACCAAAUCAUAAAUGGCAUGAAGUACAGUUGUUUUGACUGGUAUGAACAUGUAGAUGUAAAUAGAUGUGAAAUUUGCAGGAUAUAUAGAAUAUUAAUUUUGGUUUGAACCUUAAAGGAUGUGGGUACACAAAACACAGUGUCCACAGUUUGCAUAAAACUUCCACCGUUUGAAGAUAAUGAUGAUAGCAGAAAGCGUACCCUAAAACAUUAGUUGCUGAGUUGCUGUAC